UUCGUACUCAUUUGGGGGCAUUACGUCUCAGUACAGAACUGUCCCCGAUUAGAAGACAUAUAGUUCUCGCCGAAUUCUAGCGCUGAAAAAAGGUGUACUUUUCUUGACUGAACGCCCAGGGGAUCUGUCAGUAUGAAAAAGAACGUCAAAUUGAUCCUUGCUUUGCUGCUGCUAGAGGUAUACACUGUAACAUCGAAAUCACUUCGCAAUAGCGAGGAAGCCGCGGCAGAUGUAAGAGAUGACCAAGGCUUGAAGGAUCUGGCGCGGCAACUCGUGAAGAGUAAAGACUCUGGACACAUUGAUUGCGACAAUAUCUUGGUGUGGGACGCACUGCUACAGGAAGAAGGGAACCAAGAGAAAACCAUCACGACAUGUGGCCUCUGCUCCCACGAUGAGUUCCUGAAGAUGCACAUGCCGCUGUUUGAGAGGCACUGUGGAUAUGGCAAGGGCGGAUUUCCGUCCAUUUGCUUCAACCCUGCCGGAUGGGAGAACCUCCUGUACAGCUUCAAGGAGGAGCAGCUUGUGAAAGCAUGCGCCCUGUGUGACAAUGGGAUGUUCAAGAGGGUUCAUCCAGACAUCUUCGAGGAGAAUUGUGAACAUGAUGGAGAGGAUGAGGAAGAAGAAACCAGGGGAGCAGCUGAAGAGGAAGGAGGGGAGGAUGAGGAAGAGGACACUAGGGGAGCUGCUGAAGAGGUUGAGCCUGAUCAUGAGGAGGAUACCCGAGGGGACAAAUUGGACUUCAUUGACAAGGGCAAGACCGAUGAUGAUGACUUAGUCCUGGCAGUAGAGCAGUUCGUGCGGGACACUGCUAAAAACAUGGAGGCUCUGGCUGACAGGCUGGACCGCUACGAAAAGCAGCAGAAAAUACAGGAAUGGAAGCCAUAACGGAUGCUAAGUUCAAAACAUCCUCUUCACAUGAUCAUGAAAUCUUUGAAUCCUGAAAAAAUAAGAGUAGAGUGUACGCACCUUCAUAUGUAAGGAAACGUAUUAUAGUAGCACAGAAUGGCUAUUUAGGUAGGUUAGGUACUCACUUGAUAUAACUGCGGAAUUCGAGAAUAGAUAGUUCAUAGCAAUAAUUAUAAGUUGCAGUUACAUUUUGGGAAUCUCAUGUCGGUAGGUUUCAAAACGGAUGUGGUGUUAGUGAAAGGGUACUAUUUUCACGUUUGAUGAUUUUGAUCAUGAUUUAACGUUACAAGAAAAUUCGAAAAGGAUCAUCGCAUUGACGUAGUAAUCUAAGCUUGAACGUUUAGUAAUUAACAACGUAGCUUAUAGAAAUGUUACAUUUAGACAGAUCAUAAUGAUUAAGUUUAGUGGAUUUCAAGCCAAAGUACUGGAAAUUAGUAAAGAGAAGUGUUUGGUAAAUAAAAUGGAUCAUCUUAAUGGUC
This is a messenger RNA of Branchiostoma floridae (Florida lancelet), 1385 nucleotides long. RefSeq lists its product as uncharacterized. The transcript has 9 exons. NCBI's taxonomy places the organism in Eukaryota, Metazoa, Chordata, Leptocardii, Amphioxiformes, Branchiostomatidae. The record is from RefSeq and is a predicted model, not a curated record. The coding region runs from base 133 to 885 and encodes 250 amino acids.